AUGCACUUAUCAAGGAAAAGUACUGUUUUAGUUUUGCUACAGCUACUGAAUCCAGAACCAGGAAUAAUCAGGGUAUUCCAGUACUUGGUUGGCUUCAAAAAUCUUUUACGUAGUAUUGAGUGCAAAGGGAUCGCUUCAGUUCUUGGUAUUAACUACUUUGCCAGAGGUUACCUUCAGCCGCGCGCUCAUGAGAGGUACAUAUCCCACAUGGUUUUGGGUCGAGAUCUUUUAGACAACACGCUAAACCUGGUGCCAUCCCUGAUACCGUUACACAAGGACAUCAAAGAAGACAGCUAUGAAUAUAAGGAUUUAGAGAAAAAGAAUCAACAAAUAGUGGACAACAAGCAUCAGGAUGGAAGCGUUUCGGAUGCCAUCGAGUACUUUGAUCAGACAGCGACUUUCUUGGACAAGUUGAGAGCUGUUCAAAGACAGCUAAGAGAAUAUAUACGGGAUGGCGUAACUGAAAGUCUUGAUGAGGCGCAAAAAUCAGAAUUUGUGUGCGCCGGCAUACUGAUAUUAGUAUGUGUGGUGUCUCCGAUUAUCAUAGCACUUGUCAGGAAUGCGGUUAACACAAUACAGGUGUACGCUAGGAAUUUAGCUGAAAAGGCGAGAGAACUCGAGUAUGAGAAGGAGUUAAGUGACUCCCUAUUAUAUCAAAUGCUGCCACCGAGCGUUGCUAAGCAAUUGAAACAAACACAACAGGUACCUGCAGAGUUUUUCUCGUCUGUCACUGUUUAUUUCAGUGAUAUUGUAGGCUUUACAGCCAUUGCAGCAGUGUCUACACCUUAUCAGGUCAUCAGUUUCCUGAACUCGGUGUACAAGUUAUUCGACGAAAAGAUUGAGUGCUAUGAUGUUUAUAAAAUUGAAACGAUCGGGGACUCGUACAUGGUUGCAUCUGGAUUGCCGGUUAGAAACGGUAAUAAGCACGCCACAGAAAUAGCGAAUAUGGCUUUGGAGUUGCUAGAAGCGACAUCUUCAUGCAGACUCCCGCAUCGACCAGAUCAGACCUUGUGUAUGAGGAGUGGCAUACACAUGGGGCCCUGCGUUGCUGGCAUAGUGGGGAGCAAAAUGCCUCGAUACUGUUUAUUUGGGGACACCAUCAAUACAGCUAGUAGGAUGGAGAGCACUGGUGAACCAAUGAAAAUACAAAUUUCUGAGGACGUUAAGUUGGCUUUAGACAAAACGGGCUUGUUUAUUACAUCACCCAGGGGUGUAGUUGAUGUCAAGGGUAAAGGUGAGAUGACAACACAUUGGCUGGAGGGUAGGACUGGACCGUCACCGCAGCGCCCUACCUCUUCCUCCCUGGACUGCACACCGAGUUUCCUAACGAGGAUUCAUUCUCAGCGAUCGUCACCUAGAUAUCAAACUACGUUAAAACGAAAAUAA
Molecule: messenger RNA, 1386 nt
Organism: Arctia plantaginis
Lineage: Eukaryota; Metazoa; Arthropoda; Insecta; Lepidoptera; Erebidae
Source: the annotation of a GenBank genome assembly